Babesia microti strain RI is the source of this 2736-nucleotide messenger RNA. RefSeq names its product nucleoporin NUP116/NSP116, putative (NUP116). Lineage: Eukaryota; Apicomplexa; Aconoidasida; Piroplasmida; Babesiidae. The transcript has 3 exons. Bases 1 to 2736 code for a protein of 911 amino acids. The record is from RefSeq and is a predicted model, not a curated record.
AUGCACCCUGCUAUACACGUGGAGUCUAUACUCAAAAUGCCUAGAACAACUGUACAACUGAACAAAAAUAAUAAAAAAGCUGCUGCACUUAUAAACACAUUUUUUAACCGCACUGACUCACUGUUUUCUUUUGAAAAUCAGCCGGAAAAGUCAACAGCCGAUGCAUCGAAUACAAGUGACCCGGAUUAUUUAUCACCAGAUAAUGCAAAUAAACAAUCGGGUAUAUAUGAAAAUACCCCAAAUAAUGACGCAAAUAUUGACGUUCGUGCUCUUGAUGAUUGUGCAGUAAAAAUAACUGACUGUGGAAUCUAUCAAAAUCAGGAUAUCUCACCCAAAAAUUCUUUCUCCAGUACGGCGGUCUCGGACCACGAAGACUCUGAUAAUAACACCCAUGUCUACGACAAUAAACAACUAAACGAUACAAUAAAGGCAAAAACACAAUGCUCUGUUAAUGAUAGUGAAUCUGGUGCUCUGGUUCAUAGUGGCUUCGUCGCCAAAAUGGCCCAUAACUUGGACGAAAUGUCUUUGAAACGCAAUCAGAAUAAAAGCAACAAUAUUGAAGGUGUUAAUGCUAAAAAUGUAGUUAAAAAAGCUUCUGAUGAAAUUGGACAGUGCGUUAGGGAGAUUGAAUGCUUCAAGCAGGAAAUAUGCAUGUUAAAGAAUGAAAUAGAUAAACUGAAGUUAGAAAUUAAACAAUACAAAAAGGAUAACUGUCAACAAAAGGUGGCAGAGUGCAAACAAAAAAUAGAAGUGUUCCAAAGGGAAAUUUUAGAAAAAAGAAAGGCCAUCACACACGACAUAGACCCAAGUGAAACAAGCAUCGAAAUGUUCAAUAAUAAUAACCAAGACGAUGAACAAUUUGAUGACUGCCAAUGCGAGGCAAAGGGGGAAGAAUGUAAAGAUUAUGAAACUAAUUGUAAUGACAAUGGUGCUGACGAGGCAUGUGGCUCAAGCGAAGAAAUUUUAUAUAAUGAUAAUCAACAUAUUAAUGACGAUCAGCAUAUUAAUGAUGUUAAUUUAAUUGUGGAACAAAAUAUAAACGAUGAAAAUAAUCUAGCAAAUUCAACAUAUAAUUGUGAUGAAUGUUACCAUGAAGAAGUUGAAAAUGUUAGCCAUCAAUAUAACCUUGAACGCCUAGAUGCCACGGUCGUCAAUGAAGGCAUUUUGAAGAAAAAAAUGCGAGGGGCUGAAGGAGAUGAGGAUGAAGAGAAUGGUACUGAUAUGAAAGAAAAUUGUGUAGAUGGUGUUAAGUCUGAUAAUGAAGAAAAUGAUUUUGGGAAAAUAGGAAGCGAAAAUCUUUUUAAUGAUAAUAAAUAUGUGUGCAGUGAAGAAUGCCGAGAUAUGUAUGAUGAUGUGUGCAAAGAGGCGUCCAAUGAGAUAGAAAUAGUUGACAAGGGAUCAAUCACGGAGAUGGAAAACAACGAAAAAUUACCGGAAAUAGCCUCAUUGGAAAACGACUUAAACACAACAAUCUCAAGUAGUGUUAACACUGAAACACAGAUACAAACACACGACAAUGACGCCGCACCAUGCACUCCAUACAAUGACCCGACAUCAUCCUACCAUGGCAUUGUUGACAGUGUAGAUUCGGUAUCUCCACUGAAAACACUAUCUAAAGAUUUAAAUUCAAAUUCAACAUUUGAUUUUGAAAAUUCUGAAGCAAAAAACGCUGACGAUAUGGCCAGAUCAUGCCCUAUAACAAUAGACGCCAAGGCAGGCGAUUCUACUUCGUGCCAAAUUACGGACGAAGGGAUAUUCGAAAAUAAACCUGCUGCUACUUCAGGUGCACACGUAAGAUCUGGUUCAUCUGGAGUGCAAAAAAUGGAUAGUGGUACUUAUGAGAACCAACCCUCAGCCACUUCAGGUGCACACGUAAGGUCUGGCACAUCUGGAGUGCAAAAAAUGGAUAGUGGUACUUAUGAGAACCAACCCUCAGCCACUUCAGGUGCACACGUAAGAUCUGGUUCAUCUGGAGUGCAAAAAAUGGAUAGUGGUACUUAUGAGAACCAACCCUCAGCCACUUCAACUGCACAUGUAAGGUCUGGUUCAUCUGGAGUGCAAAAAAUGGAUAGUGGUACUUAUGAGAACCAACCCUCAGCCACUUCAACUGCACAUGUAAGGUCUGGUUCAUCUGGAGUGCAAAAAAUGGAUAGUGGUACUUAUGAGAACCAACCCUCAGCCACUUCAGGUGCACACGUAAGGUCUGGCACAUCUGGAGUGCAAAAAAUGGAUAGUGGUACUUAUGAGAACCAACCCUCAGCCACUUCAGGUGCACACGUAAGGUCUGGCACAUCUGGAGUGCAAAAAAUGGAUAGUGGUACUUAUGAGAACCAACCCUCAGCCACUUCAGGUGCACACGUAAGAUCUGGUUCAUCUGGAGUGCAAAAAAUGGAUAGUGGUACUUAUGAGAACCAACCCUCAGCCACUUCAACUGCACACGUAAGAUCUGGCACAUCUGGAGUGCAAAAAAUGGAUAGUGGUACUUAUGAGAACCAACCCUCAGCCACUUCAAUUGCACACUUUAGUUCCAGUAUACCUAAUACACAGAAAGUAUACAGCGGUACAUUUGAAAAUGAGCCCUCUCAGCAUAUAAUGCGUUCUAGGACCAAUCAGAAAACUUCACAGCAACACAACCCCAUCAGUACACCAGCACCAGUUGGAGACACUGCAAUCGACGGCACAUUUACCCACACCAAUGACAUCACAGCCAGCCCCCCCGCCUCACAACCCAGCUAA